CAACUGUCCACCAAAACGGCAGAGCAGUGGUCAAUCCAAAGGGCUCCGGACGGGUAACUGUUGGCUUGAAUAAGGGCGGCUGUGCGGGUCCCAAACACACGAAGAACAUGGCUCGUAGUUCCUCAGGGAACAACAACCGUACCGUCUUCAAUGGCACCAGCGGCUCGAGCCAGGUGAAUCUGACAGUAGGGCGGACUCACGGCCACCCAGUUCGUGCUGUUUCUAAUCCGGCUGUUACUCCUGUUCUCGCUCCGCGUGCCUUCACAAUCGCCCAUCCAUAGGUCGCACCUGUCACGUGGUCUGACUCGGGAUUGCGGUUUGCGGGCCUCGCUUCUCGCCGCGGAACCGAUGCCCUCCUUGGGACUGGGCGUUAUCACAACCAAAAAACGGUUUUUCAAGAGAACCUCCACCUUCAAUCGCGAAGAAGGAUUUCGCGAGCAGCUGCGCGGAGCGAGGCGAGUUGCCUCUCCUCGCCCAAAAGUCUCGUCGGCAACGGUCAUGACGGAGGACGUCUGGACAAGCUAGGAGGCGGACUUUCUCCGUGCCUCGAUGCCUGCGGGUCCCGUGCAGUUUAUUUUCUUUGAAGCUCAUUAUAGCACAAUCCAUGCCGUAAUGCGCACUCGAGAAUCCCAAUCUUUGGUGUAUUCUGGCCUCUAUCUCCUGACUAAACAAUGUGCUUAUGGCAUCUCUAUCAUGAGCAUUACUUUCUUUCGCUU
This is a messenger RNA of Choiromyces venosus 120613-1, 716 nucleotides long. NCBI's taxonomy places the organism in Eukaryota, Fungi, Ascomycota, Pezizomycetes, Pezizales, Tuberaceae. The record is from the annotation of a GenBank genome assembly.